Molecule: messenger RNA, 891 nt
Organism: Ixodes scapularis (black-legged tick)
Lineage: Eukaryota; Metazoa; Arthropoda; Arachnida; Ixodida; Ixodidae
Product: cytochrome P450 2J4
Exons: 4
Coding region: 29-763 (244 amino acids)
Molecular function (GO): iron ion binding; oxidoreductase activity, acting on paired donors, with incorporation or reduction of molecular oxygen; monooxygenase activity
Source: RefSeq, a predicted model, not a curated record
CAUCGUCCUUUUCACUUAAAGUGAGCAGAUGCGAGAGCGCUCUAAUGCCCUGAAUGCAAAUGUUAGCAAAGAUUUGAUGGGUGCUUACUGGAACAAAAUCAACGAGAAUAACGGUGGAAACGCAAGCUUCAAUCCACAGACAUUGACUGGUAACGCCCUGAACUUUUUCGGAGCCGGAACGCACAGUGUGAGGGCGAGCAUGUUGUGGCACCUGCUUAACUGUGCCCGAGACCCCGAAGGUGUCCAGAGGAAACUUCAGCAAGAAGUGGACGAAGUCGUAGGCCGGGUGAGAGCUCCUGAAUGGGAGGACAGGAAAAACAUGCCCUACACCAUGGCUGUCAUCUGGGAAAUGCUGCGCUGGAGGACAGUAGCGCCGUUGGGUAUCAUCAGAGAAGCCGAACGCGACACCACCAUAGGCGGUUUCCACGUUCCCGCUGGCACCGUGGUGAUGUCGAACGUCUGGGCGCUUCAUCACGAUCCGGAUGUUUGGGAACACCCCAUGGACUUUGAUCCGACCAGAUUUCUGAGCACGGAUCAAACCAAGCUUCUACCGAAGCCAGCCGCCCUGCUCCCUUUCAGUACAGGACGGCGUAUGUGUCCCGGAGAAACGCUGUCUAUGAUGGAGCUGUUCAUAUACCUGGCCACGCUAAUGCAAAGGUUCACGGUUCUGCCCAAGGAGGGAGACACCAUCUCCAUGGACAUCUUCGACGGUUUCAUCACCCUACCCCUGCACACCCAAGAGAUUCGAUUUGUACCGAGAUGAGCGAAGUGAUGAGCGUUGGAUUUGGAGAGUGUCUGGUCGAAGUAGAGCACAAAUUUCUAAUAUUAAAUAAAAAUAUAAAUCUGGAUACCCAAUAGAAUUAUUUCUACCUUCUUGCCGUACUCUCAGCA